Molecule: messenger RNA, 1398 nt
Organism: Cynocephalus volans (Philippine flying lemur)
Lineage: Eukaryota; Metazoa; Chordata; Mammalia; Dermoptera; Cynocephalidae
Gene: NIT1
Product: nitrilase 1
Exons: 7
Coding region: 244-1119 (291 amino acids)
Molecular function (GO): hydrolase activity, acting on carbon-nitrogen (but not peptide) bonds, in linear amides
Source: RefSeq, a predicted model, not a curated record
GAGAGUUACCGCCCACUCGCCUCGGCUCCUCCGGCUCCAGGCGGCUCUUCGGUCCCUUCCUGUGAAUGGUUCUGGCUGUGUCUUCAUGUAGGACCUACUCCCUAUUCUGCCGGCCGCGGUGAAUUCCACCUGCGGCUGGGCUUCAUCAUCAGGCCUUCUCAGCAGCUCCUGCCCCUUCUUCUGUGCCCCGGACUCCGGAUAUCUCAACUCUCAGUUCAUUGUGCUCAGCCCAGGCCCAGAGCCAUGGCUAUCUCCAUUUCCUCCUGGGAACAGCCCCUGGUGGCUGUGUGCCAGGUAACAUCGACACCAGACAAGCAACAGAACUUUAAAACAUGUGCUGAGCUGGUUCGAGAGGCUGCCAGACUGGGUGCUUGCCUGGCUUUCCUCCCUGAGGCAUUUGACUUCAUUGCUCGGGACCCUGCAGAGACGCUACGCCUGUCUGAGCCACUGGGUGGGAACCUUUUGGGAGAAUAUACCCAGCUUGCCAGGGAAUGUGGACUCUGGCUGUCCUUGGGUGGUUUCCAUGAGCGUGGCCAAGACUGGGAGCAGACUCAGAAAAUCUACAAUUGUCAUGUGCUUCUGAACAGCAAGGGAUCAAUAGUGGCCACUUACAGGAAGACACAUCUGUGUGAUGUAGAGAUUCCAGGACAGGGGCCUAUGCGUGAAAGCAACUCUACCAUGCCUGGGCCCGGUCUUGAGUCACCUGUCAGCACACCAGCAGGCAAGAUUGGUCUAGCUAUCUGCUAUGACAUACGGUUCCCUGAACUCUCUCUGGCAUUAGCUCAAGCUGGAGCAGAAAUACUUACCUACCCUUCAGCUUUUGGAUCUGUUACAGGCCCGGCCCACUGGGAGGUAUUGCUGCGGGCCCGUGCCAUUGAAACCCAGUGCUACGUAGUGGCAGCAGCACAGUGUGGACGCCAUCAUGAGAAGAGAGCAAGUUAUGGCCACAGCAUGGUGGUGGACCCCUGGGGAACAGUGGUGGCCCGCUGCUCGGAGGGGCCAGGCCUCUGCCUUGCUCGAAUCGAUCUCAACUAUCUUCGACAGUUGCGCCAACAUCUGCCCGUGUUCCAGCACCGUAGGCCUGAUCUCUAUGGUAAUCUGGGUCACCCACUAUCUUAAGACUUUUGCCUUCUGUGAGUUGAGACCCCCAUAGUGAGCUGGUGCUGCUGUGACUUGUAGGCAGGACCCAAGCGCAGCUCCCCUCACUCGGAGAACCUUGACUCUCUUGAUGGAACACAGGCUCAGCUUCUUGGCAAAGAAAAAACUUUCACCUGAGCUCAGAUUUCAGUUUCAGAAAGGUGGAAUUUUAUAUAGUCACUGUUUAUUUCAUGAAAACUGAAGUUAUGCUGAGGGCUGAGCAGCACUGGCAUGGAAAAAAUAUAAUAACCACAAAGUCUG